UUCCUCUAUACCGAGCGAGCAACGAACUUUCCACGAUGCAAUUGCUCGUAGGGAUAUUUCUAGCCACGAUAUUUGCUAUCCAAGUGAAAGCAGGUGAGCCUGAAUGUCGUGACGACGAGUUCCUUUGUAAAACACAGGGACAUUGCAUACCAGCCAUCUCCCGCUGCAAUGGGAUCGAAGACUGCGAUGAUGGGUCGGACGAAUCGGACUGUGGCCGCGAGAAGUGCGAUGGGUUUGUUUGCAAUGAUGGCACGUGCGUGCAAAGUGAAUGGCAAUGUGAUGAACCACUUGCUUGUCUUGACGUAACGAAUGCAGAAAACUGUUACGUCUGUUCCGACAGCACGUCGCUCUGUGCUCCACUGAGAAAGUGUCUCUAUGAGAAAUAUAUCUGUAACGGUGUUGAAGACUGUCCAGAUGGAUUUGACGAAAAGGGGUGUGCCCAAGAUGUUUGCGAUGGUUUUCAAUGCUCUGACAUCGAAUGCAUAAGCAGUGAAAGACGUUGUGACGGUGCACCCGAUUGUGGGGACGGUGCUGAUGAAAUAAACUGCACUGUGUGUCAAGAAAACGUUACGCUCUGUGCACCGCUUCAACUCUGUCUUUCUAAGGAAAAUAUUUGCGAUCGUAAGGAAGACUGUCCGGACGGAUCUGAUGAACUGAAUUGCGCGAAAACCGUUUGUGAAGGUUUCGAGUGUCCAAACGACAGAUGCAUUCCUAGUGACUGGCAAUGCGAUGGGGAUGACGACUGCAACGACCGAGUCGAUGAGAAAAAUUGCACCAAAUGCGGUGGAAACGCUAUCCUGUGCGAGCCAUCGAGUACAUGUCUCAACAAGUACGACAUCUGCGAUCUGGAAGUGGAUUGCCCCGAUGGGUUCGACGAAAAAGACUGUGAGAACCACACUUGCGAUGGAUUCAGAUGCCCAAAUAACAAGUGCAUUCGAAACGAGUUGCGCUGUGAUGGCCGUAACGAUUGUCUGGACAAUGCAGAUGAAACUAACUGCAAAGAGUGCACAGAGGAGGCAUUCUUUUGCCAGUCUUCGAGCACUUGUAUCGGCAAGUACAAUGUGUGCGAUUUAGUGAGCGAUUGUACUGACGGAGCCGACGAAAAGCAUUGCGAAGACUACACCUGUGAUGGCUUCAAAUGCCAGAACAAUAAAUGUAUACCUAGUGAUGGGAGGUGUGAUGGACACGACGAUUGCGGAGACAAUGGAGACGAAAAAGAGUGCACACAAUGCAGCUCAGGGGGAUUCCUAUGUGCACCGUUGAAGGAAUGCUUCAGCAAAGACGAUAUCUGCAACUUCCAAGUAAACUGCCCAGAUGAAUCCGACGAGCACGACUGCGCGAACCACGUGUGCGACGCCUUUAAAUGUCCCAGCAACAAGUGCAUUCCAAGCGAGUGGAGAUGCGACGGAGAAGACGACUGCGGGGAUAAUAGCGACGAAGGAAAUUGCACGGAAUGUCACAAGGACAGUUUCCUAUGUGCACCGACCAGUACUUGCCUGAAUAAGUAUGACGUCUGUAACCUCGUACAAGACUGUCCGGAUGAAUCCGACGAGGUAGAUUGCGCUAAUCACACAUGCGAUGGGUUUAUGUGUUCGAACAUGAAAUGCAUUCCAACCGAAUGGCGAUGUGACGGAGAGAACGACUGCAACGAUGACAGCGACGAAGAACAUUGCACAGAAUGUUCCAAAGAUGGCUUCCUGUGCAAGACGUCCAAGAGAUGCCUGAAGAGAUACGAUGUGUGUGACUUGAAGAACGACUGUCUCGAUGCGUCAGACGAAAAUGAUUGCGAGAACUACAACUGCCCUGGAUUCAAGUGUCCGAACAAUAAGUGCAUUCACGAGGAAUUCAAGUGCGACGGAGAAGAUGAUUGCCUGGAUGGGGCUGACGAAGAAGGCUGUCCGAAGGGUGACUGAUAGGCUGAAGGAGACUACAGUAGUAGCUGCAUUAAUUACAAAGUAUGUCGUUGUAUAGACCCAUGUGAUGUGAAAGAUGUAUCCAUUCUUUCUAUUACUUGGGUGGUCAGAAUGUUAUGAGUAAACUACCAUUUCCCCUGUUUUUAACAAAGAUUUCUUACCAUCUUCGAAUAAACCAGAAUCGUUUUCUUUUCUCC
Messenger RNA from Ornithodoros turicata, 2110 nucleotides. Its product is annotated as low-density lipoprotein receptor-related protein 2-like. The transcript has a single exon. Lineage: Eukaryota; Metazoa; Arthropoda; Arachnida; Ixodida; Argasidae. Gene Ontology annotation, molecular function: protein binding. The record is from RefSeq and is a predicted model, not a curated record. Gene Ontology annotation, cellular component: plasma membrane. Bases 36 to 1913 code for a protein of 625 amino acids.